CAAUCGUAUAUUAUAAUUUAUAAUAUGUUUUACUAUUAUAGUUAUUAGUCCAUUACUAUUAGAGAAUACUAUUGUACACGCGUGCGCGCACGCCGUCCCGCGACACGUAAUAAUUAUUCACAUUUCACGGGCGGAGCGUUGUUGUUUUUUUUUAUUCCAUAUCACACUCAACACUCCUCGCGCCACGCUUGACGCGCUACACGGCCGCAUUCGAGUAGUGUUGUACGUCUGUUUGUUUGUGAUCAGCAGCAGCGGAAUAAUAAUAUCCGAACGCGAAGUAACGACCAAACGACCGAGUUUAAUGUUUCACGCGCGUAUGACUGUUCGAGAAUAUAUUGUAUAUAAAUAAUUCGCAAGCACCAUCGUGUAAUUUUAUAAUAUAUAUAUAUAUAUAUAUACAUACACACACAGCCCGGUUAUCGUCUGUAUAUAUAUAAGUGUGCGUGUAUAUGUGUGUGUACAUAAAAUAAUAAUAUCGUAUUAUUUAUAAACGCGCGCGCGUCAACUGACGACGACGUCGCCGACGCCUGCAUUGCGUGAGCGCUCCAACUGAGUUGGAACGACGUCGACCGCCGCCACCGCCGCCGCCGCCGUCGAUAUCACCGCAACCACACAUGACCAAGCUGCGGCAGCCGCCGCCGCCACCAGUGCAUUGUCGUCCGCACUCCGCCACCAGUAUUUCGCCGUCCGCCGUACUGCAGACAGUGCAGUUGUAAAAUGCCAUUGCGCCUGUUCGGUCGGCGUCGUCACGGAUCCUAUCGGAAUAUCAACAGCACCGGCACGUCGUAGUGCCAGCUAGCGGUAAAAUGGCGGCGCCGUCGUCGACGACCACAAGCACGACCAACGCCACCAACAACAAUGCCACCGUCGCGGACAACGCGCCUUUGACGGCCGCCGCAGCGGCUGCGGCUACUAACGUGUGGCCAAACACCCGAGACAGUUACGAACUUCGCGAAGUCAUUGGCGUUGGCGCUACAGCUACUGUUCAUUGUGCUUUUUGUAAGCCUCGUCAAGAAAAAUGUGCCAUAAAGAAAAUAAAUUUAGAAAAAUGGAACACCAGCAUGGAUGAAUUAACAAAAGAAAUACAAGCCAUGUCAUGGUGCCAGCAUGAAAAUGUUGUAACAUAUCAUACUAGUUUUGUAGUUGGUGAUGAAUUAUGGUUAGUAUUACGUUUGCUAGAAGGGGGGUCAUUACUCGACAUACUAAAACAUAAAAUGCGCACAAGUGAUUGUCGUCAUGGUGUUCUUGAUGAAGCUACUAUUGCAACUGUUUUAAGAGAAGUUUUGAAGGGCUUGGAAUAUUUCCAUUCCAAUAGUCAAAUUCAUAGAGAUAUAAAGGCUGGCAACAUUCUUUUGGGUGAAGAUGGAACAGUUCAAAUAGCUGAUUUUGGAGUAAGUGCAUGGUUAACAACUGGUUAUGAUACUAAUCGUCAGAAGGUUCGACACACAUUUGUUGGCACACCUUGCUGGAUGGCUCCGGAAGUCAUGGAACAGGACCACGGAUAUGACUUCAAAGCAGACAUUUGGUCAUUGGGAAUUACAGCCAUUGAGUUAGCGACUGGAACAGCUCCAUAUCACAAGUAUCCACCAAUGAAGGUUCUCAUGUUGACACUUCAGAAUGAUCCACCAACAUUAGAUACUGGCGCUGAUCAAAAAGAUCAAUACAAAGCUUAUGGUAAAACUUUCAGAAAACUAAUAACUGAUUGUUUGCAGAAGGAUCCUACUAAAAGGCCUACAGCUACUGAACUUCUCAAACAUCCAAUUUUUAAGAAAGCCAAAGAUAAAAAAUAUCUCCAAUCAACUUUAAUUGCUAUUGGUCCUAGUUUAGAAACCAGAGUUCAAAAGGCAUCAAAAAGACAACCGGGCACAUCUGGCAGAUUACAUAGGACAAUAACUGGAGAGUGGACUUGGUCAUCUGAAGAAGAAUGUGAUGGACAGUCAUCGGAUGAUGAGUGUCAAGAAAAACCAUUAAAUAAAUUAAUUGAGGUCCCUCAAUCAUCUGAUAGUGAACAUGAAAGUGGUGAUGAACACUUAAAUCUUGUCCUACGUAUGAGAAACUCCAAUCGUGAACUAAAUGAUAUUCGAUUUGAGUUCUUAUUGGGAAAUGAUACCCCUGAUGGUAUUUCUACUGAACUUGUGGGAGCUGGAUUGGUAGAUAGCAGGGAUGCUGAUGUGAUAGCUAUGAAUUUGCGUGUGCUAAUUGGUAAUCAAACUCGCGAUAGACCAGUUACUUUUGCUCUAGUAUCUGGCUGCAACAGUGAUGAAAUACCGGAUGAGAAAAUGCUAGUUGGUUAUGCCCAGCUGUCUUAUGCAGAUUAAAAGCUUAGUUACUGAAUGAGUUUUACAUCUGUUGUGCCACUAAAAAAUUUAACUCUGUAUGUCUUAAUAAAAUUUUGUAUGCAUAUAUAUAUUAAAAUAAUAUAAUUUAUUUUUGUACAUAGAAUCUUAGUUCAGAUUUUGAAUAAAAAUAUAUAUGCUUUAGCAACAACA
Rhopalosiphum padi (bird cherry-oat aphid) is the source of this 2489-nucleotide messenger RNA. It is a transcript of the gene fray, whose product is annotated as STE20/SPS1-related proline-alanine-rich protein kinase. Gene Ontology annotation, biological process: protein phosphorylation. Gene Ontology annotation, molecular function: protein serine/threonine kinase activity; ATP binding. Bases 807 to 2318 code for a protein of 503 amino acids. The record is from RefSeq and is a predicted model, not a curated record. The transcript is spliced from 10 exons. NCBI's taxonomy places the organism in Eukaryota, Metazoa, Arthropoda, Insecta, Hemiptera, Aphididae.